AUGACUUGGGCCUUAGGGCUCAAGCUUGAUGACCCAAACGUGUUUGAGUCGUUACAGACCUUGAAGUCUCGGCUCAAAGAGACGUUUGAGCCGCCGAGAACCGAGUUCAAAGCACGCUCUACACUCUUGAGGCUAAAGCAAGGUAAGCGUGACGUGCACGAUUACGCACAGCACCUGCGCCACCUUGCGAGUAGCGUUACGGAGAACCUUAUUGAUGAGCACACGCUCAUCAACGUGUUCAUCUACGGCCUUGUAGAUGGACAGGUGAAGGCCUACAUGUUCCGAGAUGACUUCCAUACGCUGGAAAAGGCGAUAGCGUAUGCGGAACAAGAAGACUUCAGCCUGAGACAGUCUCAGGCAAACUCGUCAAGCUAUUGUCCGACGAGACGACAGGAAACAGGAGGUCCCGAACCAAUGGACCUCUAUUACAUCGAGAGCGAGAACUGGUGCUCUCUAUGUCACAAGCAAACGGCAAGAUGCCAUCGCUGGUAG
Messenger RNA from Peronospora matthiolae, 492 nucleotides. The record is from the annotation of a GenBank genome assembly. NCBI's taxonomy places the organism in Eukaryota, Oomycota, Peronosporomycetes, Peronosporales, Peronosporaceae.